GGCUUCCCUCCGGGUCCGGCCGUCGAGCGGACGGGCGCGCGACUCGCGGACUAGCGGGCGGGAGCGGGUGUUGAGAGACGGCUGGAGCCAUGGCGGAGUCGGCGCCCGCUCGGCACAGGAGAAAAAGGCGCUCCACACCUUUGGCCUCCUCCAUGCCUCCUUCUCAAACGGGAGACAAAAGCCCUUAUUUUCAGACCGCAGAGAUCUCUCUCUGGACUGUGGUGGCUGCUCUUCAGGCUGUGGAGAAGAAAAUGGAGUCCCAGGCUGCUCGGCUACAGAACCUGGAGGGACGCACGGGGACAGCUGAGAAGAAGCUGGCCGACUGCGAGAAGAACACUGUGGAGCUGGGCAACCAGCUGGAGGGCAAGUGGGCUGUGCUGGGGACCCUGCUGCAGGAGUACGGGCUGCUGCAGCAGCGCCUGGAGAACAUGGAGAACCUGCUGCGAAACAGAAACUUCUGGGUCCUGCGCCUGCCCCCAGGCAGCAAGGGCGAGGCCCCCAAGGUGUCCAAGUCUCUUGAGAACGAUGGUGUCUGCUUCUCUGAGCAGGAGUGGGAGAACCUGGAGGACUGGCAGAAGGAGCUCUACAGAAAUGUGAUGCAGAGCAACUACGAGACGCUGGUCUCUCUCAAGGUCCUUGGUCAGCCAGAAGAAGAAGAAGCAGAGUUGGGUACAGAGAUGCUGGGUGACUUGGAGGAAGAAGGCUCCCAUGGUGCCCACCUGGUGGAUGGGGCCAUGGGCAAGCAGGAGGCGCUGUACAAGCAGGAGGGCCUGGCAAGUCUUCCUAGCAGAUUCGCUGGUGCUGCUGAAGAGCAGGCUUUCCUGAGUUCAGAGCAGGCUGAGCUCUGGGAUGAUCAGGAUGGUUCUGUCCUCUUAGAAUCAGGCCCCGGGGACUCUAACCUGGAAGAGCCCACUGAGGACAGCAGAGACCCUGUCAGUGGCAGAACUCUGGACUGCCCCCAGAAGCAGAAAUCCCACAGGCAGGGACUCUUGGGUCAGGAAUGUGAACAGGUCCCGAAGCUGAAAAGAGACACUUCUGGCCCCUAUGAGUGUUCUGAGUGUGAGAUCAGCUUCCGCUAUAAGCACCAGCUGGUCACACAUCUUCAGAGCCACUCAGGAUGGGAGCCUCACCCUACCACAGAGCCAGAGGAGAGCCAGAGGCCCCGGCCCCGGCCACGGCUGAAACCACAGGCUAGGAAGACAAAGCUGCAUCAGUGUGAUGUGUGCCAGAGGAGCUUCAGCUGUAAGCUGAGCCUCAUGACCCACCAGCGCUGCCACUUGCAGGAAGGGCCCAGCGCCGGCCCGCAUGUCCAGGAAAGAUUCUCACCUAACAGCCUUGUUGCGCUGCCGGGCCAUAUCCCCUGGAGGAAAAGCCGGAGCUCCCUCAUCUGUGGGUACUGUGGGAAGAGCUUCAGCCACCCAUCUGACCUGGUCCGGCACCAACGCAUCCACACGGGCGAGCGGCCCUACAGCUGCUCUGAGUGCGAGAAGAGCUUUGUGCAGAAGCAACACCUCCUGCAGCAUCAGAAAAUCCACCAGCGGGAACGGGGAGGGCCAGCCCCAGAGCCAGGAAGACCUAAUGGCUUACUUUAGGGGUGCAGCCCCUCGCCGUCGGGGGCGGAGAGGGGUGGCAUUGAUCUCCCCGAAGAGACACUGUGUGGUGUCAGGGACUGACUGCAUCCUGAGGGGAACGGCCUCUGAGUUGCCUUCCCUUGACCAAGUUUGGGGCCAAGCCCCAAGGCCGUCCUGAGACACGGGAGUGGAGCGGGACUGGGGUCUCAGCUCAGUCUCCCUACAGCUGGGUUUGCUAUCUCUGGCCCCUUCAGGUGUCUAGUUUCCUCAUCCUUCUCAUACUCAGGGGCUAGGGUUGGCAUUCUGGCCCCUCAGGGACUGGUGACCAGUUCUAGGGCUUCUCCCAGAAAUUUCCAUCUUCCCGCAGCUGAGGAAGGGCGCAGCAGUGAGCUGGUGUGUGGAAAAGUUGUGGGUGAUGUGACCCUCCACUUCCUUUUUUGUAGUUUCUUUGUUGUUAAUAGGUAGAAAUAAUUUAAAUUAACUGCUUUAUCCUGCUUUGAAGACCCUUUUUUUGUAGUUAGAUUCUUAAUGAUUUUAAAACUAUAUAGCCCAACACUUUUAAAAAAUUUUUAUUUCAAGAGUUGAAGUUUUUCCUAAUAUAGGAAUUGGGCCUACCCUCUAGGAGGGAAUCGUUCAUGGGGCUCUUUUAGCCCACCCACACUUUGGCUAGAGAACUGGGCUUCCCCGGGAUGGUGGUCACUGCUCAGAAGGACCAAGAGCAAGAGGGCAUGGGAGACCCUGAACUCCCUGGUAGAAUGCAAACUACACGGGAGCCAGGGGCCAGUGGUGGGGAUUGCAGGCUUUCCCCAGGACUUUUCCCCCACCCUGCCCUGGCUCUGUGCACCUGCUGGGUUAGACACUGCUAUUUGAGUUUGUUCCUUUUGUGAGUUGUCACUUGAGGUUGUUCAGAGUACACGUUCCCAAUUCUGUCCCAGAGGUGAUGGACAAAAGUGCAGUGCUGCCUCACACGUGUGGAGUAUUUGCCCAAUGGGCAUGGCUCCUGGGUCUUACGUAAAUGUCUUCUUGGAUGAUUUACAGUUGCCUAGAAUAAAACCUGCUUUCAGCAAAAGAAAAAAAAAGACUGAUGUCAGAUGUUUUCUCCAUUUGUCAAGAACACUAACACUCCUGGGGCCAAAGGGUUGGGGUGUAGGACAGACAAGAAGAGGAUAUGAACAAACAUACCUGGAGGACCAUUGCACAGCAGUGGAGAGCUGACCACUUGGGUGUUGGUUAUUGGGAGGGAGACAGAGUACCAUGUAAAGAAAGGCAAA
Perognathus longimembris pacificus (Pacific pocket mouse) is the source of this 2842-nucleotide messenger RNA. It is a transcript of the gene Znf212, whose product is annotated as zinc finger protein 212. The transcript is spliced from 5 exons. Lineage: Eukaryota; Metazoa; Chordata; Mammalia; Rodentia; Heteromyidae. Gene Ontology annotation, biological process: regulation of DNA-templated transcription. The coding region runs from base 90 to 1592 and encodes 500 amino acids. The record is from RefSeq and is a predicted model, not a curated record.